UAUUGUAUUGUAACUGAAAAUAAAUAAACGAUUGAAAAAGAACUUUUCAUUCUUCAUUUGAAAUAGUAAAGGCGGGUCUUAAUUGUUUUGAAUUUAUUUAUUUUUAUUCAAUGUUUUCUAUGCAUUAUAAAAUGCUUUUGUGCGUGAGUGAUGGACGUUUUAAUAUAUUGAAAAGUUAAAAUUAUUUCGAAAUGGAAGAAGUAAGACAGUUGGUGCAAGAAGAAGGCAGAGAAGCAAGAAAUCUUGUCGCGUUUCACGUUGCGGUGGAUACUCCAGCGUUGAAAGUGUCCCGGAAGCCGCCGCGAGCGCUUCCAGCGGCUCCGCGACAUCCAGUCCGACCUUCAAGGCUUCGAUCAGCCUCCGCUGGCAGGGAUAAACGCUCCGAACUCAGGGCCAGAUACUGGGCUUUGCUGUUUGGUGAUCUGCAACGAGCUAUUGGUGAGAUUUACAACACAGUAGAAGCUAACGAGAAUCUUAAUGAGUGCCAAGAAGUAAUCCUAGUUUUGGAAAACUACAUGCGUGACUUUAAAGCUCUAGCUGAAUGGUUCAGGCUUAAAUGGGAAUAUGACAAUACACCACCUCCUCAGCGACCGCAGAGCUUAGCUUGGGAAAUACGAAAAACUGAUUUUGUGAAACCAGAACCAAGAAGUGCGUACUCACUUAAGAAUUCGCCAAGUGUAUCAGGCAAGAAUAGUCCGAUUUCCGGCUAUAAUACACCAAGUGGUAAGAACAGUCCUAGUUUAACUGGAAAAGCUAGUCCCGGAAGUGGAAAGGUUAGUCCAAGAAUAUCAUCAGGACAUUCAAGUACCAGUCCUAAAGCAAAUAUUGAAUUUUUCAGUAAUAAAAUAAAUUUAUCUAAAAUUACUGCGAAGCCUGAAGCCAAAAAUGCUAAAGAUUCUAGACUUUGCGAUAUUAAAGAAAAAGAGUUGAAGGACAAUGGUGACGAAUCUGUCAAACUCGUAGAAGAUGAAAUUUCAACAUUUAAAAUUAAAUCUAUUGAAAUUGGGCAAGCGAAACUAAGCCCGUGUGUGUCUCCCAAACUUGUUGUUAUAAAAUCUCCGGCUAAUAAAGACGUAAUUAUACCGCAUAACAAAAAUGUUUCUGCACAAGCUCAAGCAACUGAAGAAAAAUUGAAUGCUAUGGAGCUAGAGUUUCUACAAAAGCAAAAAAUUGAAAACCAAGUCAAAAAUGACAAUAUGUUAAAUCAAGACAAGGAAAGUGAAAAUGAUUUGCGUCAUCAGCAUGAGGCAGCUCAGGUAUCACUGGAAGAGAAAGAAUUUCUUAAAAGUAGCUCUUCAACUAAGUCUGAAGAUAACUUUGGUGACAUUUCAAACAAUAGCUCGCCAAAUUUUGGUCUAGAUGACAAAUUAGAUAGUGAUGUCACUGAAAAGUCUGCUUAUUCUCCAGAGCCAGCAUCGGAUCCAAUUAUCUGUGAAGCUGAUUAUAAGUCUUUUAAUAAUGAACAAAAAGAUGAAAUAAUUACUAUUAAUCCGAAUGCAAUUACUCAAACAAAUGAAAUUGUUUUAAACCAAUCGAAUAAAAUUGCAAAGUCUGAAUACAAAGAAUCAUUAGAUAAUAUAAAUGGUAGUAUAGAAACUAUCAAGUUAUCAACUGAAUAUCAGGCGUGUGACAUAGAUGCUUCGAAAAAUUGUGCAAAUCUAUCAUAUUUUGAUAAAAAAACAUCUGAGACCACAACUGAAAAACAUAUUUCUGCAAUCGAAAUAAAAAAUGAAACUGAAUCAAAUAAAACUGAAAACAAAUCUGCACCUAAACCAGCUUAUUCUCAAGCAGCAGCGAAGCCUAAAUUGUCAUCUUCAAAACCAGAAGUACAAACACAAGUAAGACUCCCUCGAAGUUCUACUGUUGUUGAAAUUCGGCCAGCAUCAUCUAAAACUCAAAGAUCUUUUCAAAGACGGACGCCAACAAAUAAAUGUAGCUAUCCGUUCAACUUAACAACAGGAAGAACAAGUUUAUUUGAUGCUCCAUCAACAGGGAGAACUCAUGUGGUUCCAAGGAAACCUUCGCUUAGAAACUCGCAUUUAGGGUCGGGUGAUGCUAAAGUAAAUUUUAAUAAAACUAAACCUAUCAGACCCUCUUCCUUAAGAGUGAACGAGAGAGGAGAUAAAGGGGAAAAUAAUCAAAUAUUUAAAGAAACAGCACUGAACUCUAAUAAAGAAGUCCACGUAGAUAUUAUGCGAAUUGAAUCAAAUGAGAGCAUAAAGACUCUUGUUCCUGACGAUGUUUGUGGAACAUCGAUUGAAGUUCUCAAUGUUGAUAAGCACGACGAUGACGGUUGGUUGACAGUGAAAUCUAGACGGGAAUCCAAAAAGCAGUCAAAGUAUUAUUGGGCUAAUAGAUUCAAACAACCCUCAGCAACAGCAAGUUUGCCAACAUUGAAUAUGCUAGAAUCACCGAAAGAAGAUCUGAGGGAAACGUUUGAGCAAUCAAAUAAAAGCAGAGCCAUGUCAGAACAACCUCAAAAAGUUGAGAGCAAGAAAACUGAAAAAUCUCGAGCGAGAGUUAAAUCUGAGAGCAAAUCUAAGGAUCCAACUAUGCGGAGGCAAAAAUCAGAUGUCACAGGCAUGAAGACCCGUUCAGCUAAGAACAGAGUUCUAACUAAAAAGGCAGAGAAAUCUAAAACGCCCAAAGAUUUUAAAAAAAACCGUUUGCAUUCGUCUUUAGAAAGCCUAACAACAGGUCUGUCGAGAUCUCAGGAGAGUGUUCAUGAGGAAUUUGACUUUGAUAAAUGGAAAGCUGAAUUCAAAUCUACUUUUAACUUCUUUGAAGACGAUGACCAAAUUUCAGACCAUAAUGAAAUCUUGAAAACGGCUGAUCCAUCGGAAAUGUCCGAGAUUGCUGAGAUGACGUCACAGAUAGAAGAGAAUGAACGCAAAAUUAGUUUGGCGCUUGAUUUUCAAACAGAAGUUGAUCAGCGAAAGUUAUGCGAAGAGGAAGAUUUGUUGAACAGGCAAAUAUUGGAGCUGCAACAAGUAUCUGACAUUGAUCUGGACACUGAAACAGAUGAUACUGAGACAGAUGCUGAAAUACCAACUGAGGAACCUCCCACCCUACCUACCCCGGAAGUGCUAGGUUCUUUAAAAGCCAGUCUGGAAGACCAAUACGAAACCGCGUUAGCUGGCAUGUCCUGGGCUGAGAGAAUUGACACAUUGGGCGUUUUAGAAGCUCUCGUAGCUCGUGACCCAGGUCGAGCCCAGCAACUUCAUGCUAAACUAUCUCAGGGCAUAAAGCGACGUGGUAGUCUACAAGAUGCCCUUCGAAGAUUACAGGCGAAGCAGGCACGCGCCGAGAGACAGCGCAACGAAUAUCAGACGGAGCGUGGCAAGAAGAUACACCAACUGUUGGCGAGGGUAGAAGAAGUCAAGGUAGCAAAGAACCAACUGAUCGACGAGAAACGAAUACGCAUGGAGAGGAGAUUGCAGAAGGCGGCCGAGAAUAGAGAUCAGCAUUUAAAGGACCGCGUGCGCAAGGCUCAUGAUGAAGAGGAGAAGUUGCGCGAGAUCGCCUUCAUCAAGCAGCUGGAGGCAGAGAACCGGAGACACGAGUUCUUGGAGCAGUGCCGCUCGCACACAACGCGUCUGCGACAGAUGAGGAGAGACCGUCUCACCAAACUGGAGCAGAAAGCUGCUCGCGAGGCGGCGGUGGGUGCUCGCAGACAGGCGCUGGAGGCCGCCAGGAGACUGCAGAUGGAGAGUCUGAUGGAGCGGAGGAAGGUGCGGGACGCGCGCCUCGAGGUCAUGAGGGUCACGCGGCGCCGGGAGCGGGGCGACGCGGCCCGGGAGAAGGCGGAAGCUGUUAAGUCUCGUCUAUCAGCACUGGCUGAGGCAGCAGAGUUGGAAGCUGAUGCGCUCCGGUCCCGCAUCAGAGACAAACAGGAUGCCAGUCAACAGAGGCACAGCUCGCAUCUACAGGCCAUCAGGGAGAAGGCCACUGGGCCAAGGCAGCCGACAACAUCCGAGAGUCAAGACAAGGACACCAUAGAUGAAGUAGACAGAGUUGAGGAGGAGAAAAGGGAGAAGUCAUUGAAGAAGAGAACAAGAAAGUUGAAGCAGAAGAUACUGGCGGGUGGUGUUUCAGUAGUAAUGCUAGAGAAUGCGAUAGAUCGAGAUUUUUUAAAUCAAUCUUCGCACAAAACUACCAAAUUGAUAAGUCAACUCAACACUAUAGUCGCGGAUUUAAUAAACAAUAUAAAUAAUAACAAUAGUGAAGCAGAUAAAAAGAAAUGUAAAAAUAAUAAUAAAGAAGCUAGUGAUAACAAGAAAAAUAAAAACGUACUUAUUGAGAAUAGCGCCGAAUCAUCAACAAAUAAUGAAAAAGGUAAUCUAAUAACCAAUGGCGUACAAAAGAAUGAAAAUAGUAAUGAUGAACUAGUCAAUGACAAUUCUAAAAUCUCCACGAUGAAUUCCGAAGACAAAAUAGCCAAAAGCAAUGAAGAAGUUGUCAAUAGUCAACCUAAUUCAGGAACGUCCAAUACUGGUAAAGGAAAGAAAAAGAAGCAUAAGAAUGUAGAGAAAACCGAUUCCGAAGAGAAACCGAAAAUAAACGGUCACGAUCUACCGAAGAAGAAGAAACAAAAUAGAGAUGUUUUAGAUGACGAUAAAUCUAGUAAAAAGUCUAAAGACAAUGAUACGGAAUCGUCCAGUAGUAGGAAGAGAUCGAAGAAAAAGAAUAGAGAUAUCAUAGCAGAGUUUGAUUUUGAUUUGGAGGAUGAUACUAAGAAGCGCAGGAGACGAAAUAAAAAUAGUGAAUUGAUAGAACUAUUAAAUGAUAUUAACAGAUGCAGAGAGAUUAACGACAGACAUGUACACGUAGACACCACUGCACUAGAGAAACUUUUGAAUGAACUGUUUAGAGCUCUAGACAGACCUGACUCAGAAUGUAGUGAUUCAUCAGCGGCCGUGAGAUACGCCGCGGUGAAGGCGAGCUAUGAUCUGCUGGGCGUGAUGGCUGAUCCUGACCGCGGAGACCUCGCUGACCAGCUGUCCACCAAGUGUACGCGCAUGGCCGUGAUGGUGAUCUCCCGCACUGUGGUGGCGUGUCGCCUGUGGGGCGCACAACUCGCUCGCACCAACAUGUGCGUGCACCUGGUGGCACUGCUCGCCGACCAGCUGGAGAAGGACCUCUCAGACCCCAAGCAGCUAGACCUGACCCGACAGCUGGCUGACUGUCUGUCCGUCUCGUUCGACGCGGUGCUCUGUCUCAGCAGGCUGCAAGAAGACGACACCGAAGACCUGCCGGUACUGAGGAGCAGGACGCACCAGUUCAUCACGUACCUCAGCCUGACGGGAUGCCUGGCCCGCGUGGAGAAGGCCGGUGAAGCUCGCGAGAACAUACAGACCCUUCUCACCGUGUGCGCCGAUCUUCUGCAGCCCUACGCCGUGGACGUGGGUCAUGAGCGCGCCCUUGCAAGGCAGUCUCUGAAAGCAGCGCUGGGCACAAGCAUAUCUGGUGCUCGGGCAGAGUUCUGUGUGCUGUUCGCGAAGGGAGCCACCCUGGAGCAGUGUGGCGGCUUCGUCAGAGCGGCCAGGACGGCGCAUCUGCUGAGGUCGCUGGCGGAAAUGGACCACACCAUCGUGCAGGAGGCCUUCGGUGAAGGCGGGUGGCCGAUAGAGUUCCGCGCGGCUGUGGCGCGACUGUUUUCACAGCACGCGCCCAACGACAAAGAGGCGCCGAGGAAGAAUACUUUGCGACUGAGCAAUGAGCGUCUAGACCGGAGUCUCUCCGAGAGUAUGGUGCUGGAUCUGAUCGUGUUGGUUGGCUUCGUGGUCGUCAACAACCCACAGCUUCAGGAGGCAAUCUGCGAAGGUUGGAGCGUGGUGAAGACGCUCUGCACAUUGCCUGCCAACUGGCUGGUGUCGCGUGAACGAAGCCACGCGCUGCUGCCGACCCUGAUAGCCCUGUCGGAGAGCCCGGCCUGCGCUGAGAUGAUCGGAGCUGAGAUGUGUCUUACAAUGCUUGAAGAAUUCUUGGAGGACAAGGAAGCGCAGAAGCUGAAAUUGGUACAAGUGAUCAAACAAGGACGGGCGAAGAGACACUCAGGAAAGAAAUAGAUACAAUACCUGCAGAUGUCACAAUUUUGUCAAAUUAUGCAAUAUUAAACCAACAAGGUAAAGUUAUAAGGUUGCAAUUUCAUAUUAAGGAUGUUUGAGUCCAAAGUAUACAAUAUUUAACAUUGAUUUUAUUUAAGCUUUCGUGAAAAUUAUUGAGUAUACCGAGGGAAUUGAUAACACGGUAGCUGAUAUUAUGAUAGCUGACAGUUGUAGCUUAAAUGAGACACUUAGAAUAUUAUUUAUAAAAAAGUUAGAGGCGUUUUAUUUUAACUAGACAUAUUUGGCUUUAAUUUAUUAAUAAAAACCGGCGCGAUACAUGUUAAUUGAUUUGCCGGUGAUCAUAAAUUUACUAACUUAAUGGUUACUAUGAUUGUGCCACUUAUUAAAAAUAACUUAUCAUAGGUCUUUCAGCUACGGCUAAUAUGCCGUCAAAUGGUAUGGGAUGUAUUAAAAAAUUGUAAAUUUGCAUAUUUUCUAAUUCUGUAGGGAUGCCAUAUAUAUAAUUAAAUCAAAUACAAUUUUUCCAUUCACAAAAAUGUUCUUUAGAAUUGCAGUCUAAUGUCGAAAAGGACAGAAAUUCUUAAACUAUUGUGAGAAUAAAAGUGGAUAAUGGGAAACUAUAAGAAUAUAUGGUAGACCUCAGAGCAUGAAAAAAUAUCCAAACUCUUUGCUAAUACAACUAUUUAUUUUAUUUCAAUUUAUAUUAUUAUAUUUACUAUGUGGAUUACUUAUGUCACUAGAGACACCGUGUUUGGGCAAGCAACAGAAAUAAACGAUUAAUUUUAGCAUCGUAGUUUUCCAUUCCCUGAAAAUCGUUGAACUGCUUAAACAAUCAGGAGUUGAAAGACAUAUGCAGUCGACAAUUCUUUAGCGAUAAUAUUGCCUCCGUAUGGUAAAUAUAUUUUUUUGUUAACUGCUCUAUAUAUUUGUUACUCGAAAUUUUCGAGACUAUCAUAUUUUAAUCAACUAGUCUGUCUACAGUGACUCUAAAUUAUUUUCCUGUUUUAAAUUAUCUCUCAAUUAGAUCUAGAUUAUAUAUUUGUAUUUAUUUAAUGGAAAUUCUACUCUAUUUUCUAACAUUUAUAAGUCCCUAUUUAUUCUUGAGGUCAAAUGGAGAAAUUGCAUAUAUUAUGGUAUGAAUAUUAAUUAAGAUAUAGUAAAUUGUAUGUCUAUUGUAAUGUGUGUACUUAUUGUAGCGAUUGUGAAACUCUACAUUUUUUGACGUUACUAUACAUAUUUUUCUAUUCGUGUACAUGUAACGCUCUAUACAUUCGUACAACAAAUCUAUAUUCUGAACUCGAUUUGUUACGUUCGUUCCUCUAUUUUUGAAACAGUAUAUAGGUACCAUCGCACAAACUUGUAAACUUGUGUGUUUGUAGUGUUAGAUAGACACGAUAAUGUAUUUGAAUGUUACUCAAACAACUCUACUUAUUAUAUUAUUUUGCGUACUAACGUGGAUAUGACUUAACCGUUAUUUUGCAAACUUAUAAUUAUCAAUAGUACGUCUGAUGUAUGAUGUACUCGUAAACUUUAAACUUCCGUUCCUUUAAGAAGAUUAAAUGUACUGCUUUGUAGACACUUUAAUAAUUUGAUUAAUGAAUGCAUAUAUGAAAGGUGUGCUAGAAGUGUGCCUUGGGGAACACCAGUUAUAAGAUGCAGGAAUAAUAUUAACCUAUUGUUAAUACAGGGAUGAUGUGAUAUUGCGAUUGGGUAUAGAAUCUCUAAAAUGUAAUUUGGUCAAUCAAAUUUGUUUUUGAAAAUUUAAAGUGAAUGAAUUUAUAUGAUUGUGGAGUGUUGCAUUCAGUCAAAUGCUUUGUCGGGAACAGUUUUGCAUUUCGCCUAUUUGUUUAUGUUGUGAUACCAAUUGUUUACUAGAACUGUGAUUAUUUGAUUUGUAGAAUUAGUUACUGUCCGAUUUAUUUUUAGAUUUUAAUAGUGGGCGAUAUAUUCUGCCAUUGUAUUUCAUCUGUGAUUUUGUUCGUUUAGCGUUUAAAGCUCUGUCGCAUGUAACCUUCAUUGUGUAACUUGUGUAAGCAAAUAAACUUGCGUUAUUAAUGUGA
Leptidea sinapis is the source of this 8128-nucleotide messenger RNA. RefSeq names its product 227 kDa spindle- and centromere-associated protein (gene ssp3). NCBI's taxonomy places the organism in Eukaryota, Metazoa, Arthropoda, Insecta, Lepidoptera, Pieridae. Bases 192 to 6068 code for a protein of 1958 amino acids. The transcript has 21 exons. The record is from RefSeq and is a predicted model, not a curated record.